AACAGUGCACUUCCGGGUGUAGGCAGCAGCGUGUGAAUAUCAAAUAGCUGACGUAACAAAACUUGACAUUAAGUGAAAUAUACAAUGUAUUGAUAAGUUUAAUGUUUGAGAUACUAUAUUUUAUAUAUAUUUAAUGCCGGUGAAUAUAACGUCAGAGAAUAAUUUUGCUCGGAGUCAAGGACGAGGAAGUCAGCUACGCUAGCCUAGCUCGGACCGUCUGUGUUGACAUUCAUCAAUUUAGAAUGAAACUGAUGGAUUAUGUUUUUUGACCUCACGAUGAAGUAUCUGCUGAUUAUAGUUUUUCUGGCUCCUUGUUGGGUCAAUUGUGCGAUUAAACGAAGAACAACUGAAAAAGAAACACGGAAAAAUGACACCGAAUUCGAGGCUCUGAGCUCAUUGCUGACCAACUUUGAGGUGCUUCCUGGGGCCAGUCUCCGUCAGCACUCUGUCAGGAAGAGGGACGUUGAUGCAGAGUCCCACCUGGAGCGCCUUGUCAGCUUCAGUGCCCUGGAGAGACAUUUCAAGCUUUACUUGACAACUAACACAAACCUGUUCACAGAGGACUUUAAAGCUGUGUUUGUAGAUGAGCAGGGGAAGGAGGACCUCUAUGACAUACAGCUGCAGAACUACUUCAUUGGACAUCUUGUAGGCGAGGAGAACUCCCGGGUCCAGGCACACAUGGAUGGGCACGAGUUCUCUGCUCACAUCCUUACAGAGGAAGCGGAGUACAAUGUAGAGCCGCUGUGGAGGUUCACUGAGGGUCCGUCCGAUGGGCGUCUGCUUGUCUACCGCUCUGAGGACAUCCGGAAUCUCAGCCGUCUGGCUUCCCCCAAGGUCUGUGGCUACAUCCACGCUGGGUCUGAAGACCUCCUGCCCCAGAGCGCUGGAGUGAGGGAGCCCCAUGAUGAUUCCCUCCACAGAGAGAAGAGAUCGUCCUACAACCACAAGAGGAACACCUGCCCUCUUCUCCUGGUUGCUGACUACCGCUUCUUCAAACACAUGGGCAGAGGAGAGGAGAGCAUCACACUAAACUACCUGAUUGAGUUGAUUGACAGAGUGGAUGACAUGUUCAGGAACACUACGUGGGAUGACGAGUUCACAGGUUACGGCGUUCAGAUCCAACAGAUUAUCAUCAACAAAGAACCCACCAGUGCCCCGACCUCUGCUGGGAAAGGCUGGAGCCACUACAAUAUGCAGGGAAGCCCCAUCGAAGGCAAGGAUGUGUGGGACGUAAAGAAACUACUGGAGAAAUUUAGCCUGGAUAUUGCUGGAAAUGCCAGCAUGGUAUGUCUGGCCCACCUGUUCACUUACCAGGACUUUGAUGAGGGAACCCUGGGUCUGGCGUACGUUGCCCCCUCCAAGGCCAUGGCUCUGGGGGGACUCUGUCCCAAACCUUAUUUCCCAUCUAGCUCUGUGAAGACGCCCAGUUACCUCAACACCGGUUUAACCAGCACCAAGAAUUAUGGCAAAACCAUUCUAACCAAAGAAGCAGAUCUGGUGACGACCCAUGAGCUGGGCCACAACUUUGGGGCAGAACAUGACCCUGACAAUGUCCCCUACUGUGCCCCAAGUGACGACCAUGGGGGCAAGUUUGUUAUGUACCCCAUCGCCGUGAGUGGGGACCAUUACAACAACAAGCGCUUCUCUAACUGCAGUAAGACCUCCAUAGGCAAGACACUGCGCAUCAAGGCACCUAUCUGCUUCAAGGAAAGGAACAGCAAAGUGUGUGGUAACUCUCGUGUGGAGGACGGAGAGGAGUGUGAUCCAGGCCUGCUGCACCUCAACAGUGACCCAUGCUGCUCUGCAAACUGCAAGUUCAAACCCAAAUCCCAGUGCAGUGACCGGAACAGUCCGUGCUGUAAGAACUGCAUGUUUGAGCAGGCCGGAAAGACGUGCCAAGAGCCCAUCAAUGCCACCUGUAAGGGUGUGUCCCUUUGCACAGGGCUUAACAGUGACUGUCCCAACCCAGACAAUGCCCCGGACCAGACCGUCUGCGUGGACAGUGGGAGGUGCAGCAAGGGGGAGUGUGUUCCCUACUGUGUGGCCAUGCAUAACCUGCUACCCUGCGCUUGUAAUGAGACAAAGAACUCGUGUAAGGUGUGUUGCCGGGACAAAAGUGGCAUCUGUACUCCCUUUGUCCAAAAUGACGGGAACUUCCUGUACCUACGCAAGGGAAAGCCGUGCACCGUGGGCUUCUGUGACGAGGGCGGAAAAUGUAUGAAACAAGUCCAGGAUGUGAUCGAGAGAUUGUGGCAUUUCAUCGAUAAGCUGGACAUCAACACAUUCGGGAAGUUCCUGGCUGACAACAUUGUGGGAUCUGUGGUGGUGUUCUCUUUGCUGUUCUGGAUCCCUUUCAGCAUCCUGGUUCACUGUGUGGAUAAAAACCUGGACAGAGAGUAUGAGGAAAACUCCAAGACCAUUUAUUUUCCCAGCCAGAUGGUUGAAGUGCCCGUGUGUUGUGGAGAUCCACUCUCUGAACGCAGAGAUGCUGAGCAGUCUGGAGUCAGCCUCCGUCCGCAUCGUCAAGCCACCUCCGCCUCCCGCCUUUAUUUCCGGCGCUCAGAUCCCACCCCACUCCCUCCCUCCUCACCCGCCCACGGGCCCGUGUGCCUCAGGCAGCAGCAGUACCCUAGCCCCAGGCUCGGCUUCGGGCCCUGGCCUUUCACCGGUGAGCGGGGCGGUGGAAGGCCUGCGCAUGGAAACCAUCCAGGAGGAUCCGGUCUGCGACUCUCACCUCGACCCGGCCGAGGGCGACUUCUCUCCUCCCGCAGGUUCCAACGGCACCAAGUCAUCCUACGAGGACCUGACAACGGACCAGAACACGCCGCGGGCGGGUCGCCUGGACAAACGGCGCCUCACGAGGCAGGCCUGUGUCGAGGACAGUAAAGAGACCCAGUGCUGAGGGAAUGCCUUCACAGAGUGGUCUGAGGUAAUGUGGUCCGGACAGUCCAGUAUAGAUACCUAGCCCAAAGAACCACACACACUCCUGCAUAUUCAUGAACACACUAGCACCAUAUCACACAUACUGUAUAGUACAAACUUGAAAACAUGAGUAAACAUUUGUCCACAAACUGUUGAAGUAAACUCUGACGUGUAGAGCCUGGGAUUCUAGUUACACAGUGCUGGUUGGUGGGCAGAGAAAAGGUGUCUUGUUGGAUUUCUGCGAAGGGCACAGGCCCAUGUGGGAUUAGCUACAUGUAGAUUACAUAAGGUCACUUUGUAGGGGAUUUAUGAGUAAUGGGGCUCUGAUGUUAUUGACUGCUGCAGCUUAGGACUGUCUAGGUAGUGAAUUAAAUGCAUCUUUGGGCAUCUUAUUUGUGCCUUUUAUAGUUUCAAGGGUCAAAGCCACGUGCUUCCAUCAGGCACCACUCAGUAAGAUAGAUGCCAAUCAGUCCAGUCUUUUGUAGUUAAUGGUAUUUUUAAUGUUGCCUCUUUCCAUUGUCAUGUCAAUAAAAUGUGAUUUCCCUUUUUUUCAAUUUUUUUUUAUAUUUCCUUAUUUUUUUCAUGUUUCAAAAUAUUUUAGAAUGUUGUUCUAGUGCUUAUCACAAUGCUGUCAACAGCUGGUCUUAUGAGCUUGAACUGCACCUCUGUGAAACAGUAUUUUGGUGACGCCUACAAUUAACCACUGCUAACAUUGCUGAUGAACUGGAUGCCAUAGCAUAGUUCUAAAAGGUAGAACGCUUGAAAGGGGUACACUGUAUUUUCUGGUAGUUAAAACCAAACAGAUGAGUACACUACCAGAGAUUCAGACUAGCAAUUAGACAUCACAGGAUACUACCAGAUGAACAUCCAUGUCACCACUGAAAUAUUAGUUCAAGGAGAAAUCAUUUACAGUGUUAUGCCUGCACAAAGUUUCAUGUGAACGUUUUUCAACCCAAAGUAAUUUAGUUAGCAGCACUUGGUAAGAUGAGAUGCCAUUGAAGCAAUGCAGAAAUGUACUGUGUUUUUAUGUCUCUAGUCAAUACUUUUCUAUGCAGUCAGAUAUAGUUUGUUGGUUUUUGUUCUACAGAAAGACUAGUGCCUUAUUGCGGAAGCUGAGACAGAUUGUUUUAUUGUGUCCCCAUUUUGGUUGCAAUAAUCUACUGUAAGCAAUGUCUCUUACCCAGCUGGAACGUGUGCUGACUACUGUAGCCUGACAGCCAGUGUGAGUGUUGUCCUCCACUUUGUGUUUGAAUAUUGUUGUGCCAAUGAUGUAUGAAUAUCUUCUGGUGGAACGUUACACUAAAAUAUUGUUUUAGUCUUUUCACUGUUUCCUGUAUCUUAAACAAUCAGUACAAAUGUUGAUUCUUAUGAAAUGUCUUGUGGGUCAAGGGUGUUCUUCAGCUAUGCUAUAACCAUGCUUACAGGGUCUGGAUAUUUAUCUUGAUCAUAAACCUUCAUCAGAGGAUUAACUGUAGCAGCUGAGGAACAACUCAUUGACUCUCUUUAAUCUUUUAUAUAAAAGCCUCUAUGCUAAUAAAUGUAAUAAAGGAAUUCCACAAAAUAA
Molecule: messenger RNA, 4486 nt
Organism: Esox lucius (northern pike)
Lineage: Eukaryota; Metazoa; Chordata; Actinopteri; Esociformes; Esocidae
Gene: adam17a
Product: ADAM metallopeptidase domain 17a
Exons: 20
Coding region: 259-2886 (875 amino acids)
Biological process (GO): Notch signaling pathway; membrane protein ectodomain proteolysis
Cellular component (GO): plasma membrane
Molecular function (GO): metalloendopeptidase activity
Source: RefSeq, a predicted model, not a curated record